Bipolaris maydis ATCC 48331 is the source of this 2400-nucleotide messenger RNA. RefSeq lists its product as uncharacterized. The record is from RefSeq and is a predicted model, not a curated record. Lineage: Eukaryota; Fungi; Ascomycota; Dothideomycetes; Pleosporales; Pleosporaceae. Gene Ontology annotation, cellular component: nucleus; site of double-strand break. Gene Ontology annotation, biological process: double-strand break repair.
AUGACGGCCCCUCUGCCCAACACCCACCACGCCUCCGCCGUUGCUGCCAUCCACGCCUCCCAGAGCACCGCGCCCGUCGCCGAGUUCCGCUGUCUCUUCACCCACGACGUCCGCCGCAAGCAGAAGCGCUGGCACGAUGGCUUCCUCAAGUUCCACACCUUCAACAACCGCGUCAUGGUCUACGACCAGGCCCGCAACUUCCUCGGCGACACCUACUACAAGGACAGCGACGAGCUGCACGAGGGCGACGAGCUGAACCUGAACAACGGCGCUCUUGUCGAGGUCUCGGAGCCCGUGGCCAUCACCCACACGGAUCUGGCCUCUGUGCUGGGCAGGAAGGCCAGGGACCUGCCCCCCGUUGCAAACCCGCCUUCCCAGACAAGGCCCUACCAACGCCCAUCGUCAGCCGCCCCACCAAACGCGCACAAGGCUGCCUCGCAGCUGCGCCACAAAUCCCUCAAUACCCUGCUCGGGACGCCAAAGGGGCCCAUUGGCAAGGCACAGCCCAUAAAGUCACCAUACGAGGCUCGCAAGGAAAAGGAAAACGAAAACGAGUUGGCUGGGGAGAGGGCUGCAAAGAGGCAGAAGACAAGCAAGGUGCUUGCAAGCUGGAAAGCAUCUAGUCCAGCACAGCAAGAGAGUGUUGAGCCGAGAGAAACAUCGCCGGUACCGACAAAGGCUGUAGCCGCACGCAAAACCCGACAGCCAGCCAAAUUCAUUCCCCCUACGGCUACCGUCAUCACAAUAGAGGACGAGCCCGAGCCCGAGCCUCACCCGGCCAUCUUCUCUGACAUCACACUUCCCGGUACACCACCUCGAGUCACCGACAAGAGGGAAGAGUCUCGCGUUGCCAAGACAGCUGUGCCUCGUCAGCCCCAUGCACAAACCCCAAAGAUCCCAAAAGGCAAAGUGCCGGUGCCUGGUGUGCGGGCUCUGGAGACUCCUAGGCAGCCAGCUCCACCUUCCUCGCCUCCCGUGAGCGCCUCAAAUCGCUUGUCCAACAUCGAGUUUGCAUUGCAACCAGCUCAAGUACCGCGUAAAGAACCGUCCCCACCGCCAGCACCCUCCUCGCCUCCGGCUCGCAAGGCCCGAUGCCUUCGACUGUCCACUGGAGUAAAGCGUGGGAAGUUGUUGUGCCAAGCUCUACCACCAGAAAGUGCAAAGGCCGAUAGGGGAUCUAGAGUAGCUGCCACUAAAGCCAGGCGGACAGCCUCUCGUCCAGUAGAUGAGCAGCCAUUACCUGUCACCGCACAGGGAGACGAGGAUUCCGUCUCCGCCAAGAGACCGCCAAAGAGCAAGCGAAGUCUGGCAAAUGCGGAUCACGGCGCAGCAAAGAGAGCAAGAGUCUCCAAGUCUCCAUCCCUUCCGUCGCCCAGUCUCCAGGAAGAUCCAGAAGUUAUCCACGGCCUUAUGGAUCAGCAGUUGUUAGUCACUUCAUCGCCCAUACACCCUGAUUCAGCAUCUUCAUAUGCCGUCGAUAGUGUCUCGAAAUCCAAACAUGCUGCUGAGGAACCAGUCAGCAAGAUGACCAUUCAGACAAACAUAACUGAGCCCAUAGCUAAUAUAUCAAAAACAUCAUCCAUUAAUGAGACUGAAAAAAGACCUACGAAAAAAGCAGAAAAACCCAAGGCGGCACCAAAGGCCCCGUCUCCUGUAACGCUGGAACCAGCGACACUGGCAUCGAGAGAUGUGCCUCCAGCACAUGCCGAAGUUUCCGACGCACAAUCACGGGCCCCAGCAACAUCUUCUCGCAAAGCACCGCUCUCCACAGGCGGCAUACUUAAGAAGACCGUCACUCGUACCAAAAAGCAACCGGCCUUGAUAGAUCCCCAGCAAAAUGCCCCACCACCUCCACCUCAUAGUGAACUCGUGUCGCUCUCACCGCGCCCCUCAAGAACCAACAAAAAAGGGCCCUUGAUGAGUACCACUGAACUCGCCGGGCUCCUCCAAAAGCCCAAGAACCUUGCCAAAGCCCUUGCGGAUCCUAUUGAGGACGAAGAGGAAACCAAACAGGUAGGCGGAUCGCCGAACCGUGCCUUCCGACGCGUUCAAAGUGAGAAUGAUGUACCAAUUCCCAGUAUCUCGGAAGAAUGGGAAAGGCUCAAUUUGCCCAAGCCUGGUACCUCCACUACAGAAACUGCCAACAAGCCAACAAUGGCGAUUACAGUUGACGUGGAGAAGAAAAAGAAAAAAGAUAGCGCGCUAGGCGCGCUUAUCAAGAAAACGGAUCCCCGGCGCAAGUUCAAAAGAACGCAGAGUUUGCAAGUGGAUACAAAUGUGCCGUCGCCAGCUGCUGAGGAAGAAGUCGAGUUACCGAGCCCUGUUGUGGAUUUGGACGUUGGACCCUGGAGCACAGAAGCGGGCGAUCUUUUUGACUGGAGGCCGCCGGGGAGGCACUGA